Molecule: messenger RNA, 1262 nt
Organism: Centropristis striata (black sea bass)
Lineage: Eukaryota; Metazoa; Chordata; Actinopteri; Perciformes; Serranidae
Gene: slc25a5
Product: solute carrier family 25 member 5
Exons: 4
Coding region: 99-995 (298 amino acids)
Biological process (GO): mitochondrial ATP transmembrane transport; mitochondrial ADP transmembrane transport
Cellular component (GO): mitochondrial inner membrane
Molecular function (GO): ATP:ADP antiporter activity
Source: RefSeq, a predicted model, not a curated record
UUAAAUCCCCUCUCCUCUCAGUUGGAGUCGGCCAUUUCACCUCCACCGGCGAUCCCCACCGACAGAAGUACCGGGACGGUGUGUGAUAGCAUCUGAAGAUGAGUGAGACAGCUAUUUCCUUCGCCAAGGAUUUCCUGGCUGGUGGUAUCGCCGCUGCCAUCUCCAAAACAGCUGUAGCCCCCAUCGAGAGAGUCAAGCUACUCCUGCAGGUGCAACAUGCCAGCAAACAGAUCACAGUUGACAAGCAGUACAAGGGUAUCAUGGACUGCGUGGUCCGCAUCCCCAAAGAGCAGGGCUUCCUCUCGUUCUGGAGAGGGAAUCUGGCCAACGUCAUCCGAUACUUCCCCACUCAGGCCCUGAACUUUGCUUUCAAGGACAAGUACAAGAAGAUUUUCCUCGACGGCGUGGACAAGCGCAAACAGUUCUGGAGAUACUUUGCAGGUAACUUGGCGUCCGGUGGCGCCGCAGGAGCCACGUCACUGUGUUUCGUCUACCCGCUCGACUUCGCCAGAACACGUCUGGCUGCUGACGUCGGCAAAGCCGGAGGGGGGCGCGAGUUCAAAGGCCUGGGAGACUGCUUGGUGAAGAUCUCCAGAUCUGACGGCAUCAAGGGUCUGUACCAGGGCUUCAGCGUGUCCGUGCAGGGCAUCAUCAUCUACAGAGCGGCUUACUUUGGCGUCUACGACACGGCGAAGGGGAUGCUUCCAGACCCGAAGAACACACACAUCUUUGUCAGCUGGAUGAUCGCUCAAUCUGUGACUGCGGUCGCUGGUCUCGUGUCCUACCCCUUCGACACCGUCCGUCGUCGCAUGAUGAUGCAGUCCGGACGCAAAGGAGCCGACAUCAUGUACAGCGGCACCAUCGACUGCUGGAAGAAGAUCGCACGUGAUGAGGGCGGCAAGGCCUUCUUCAAAGGAGCCUGGUCCAACGUGCUCCGAGGCAUGGGCGGCGCCUUCGUGCUCGUCUUAUACGAUGAGCUGAAGAAAGUCAUCUGAGCUGUUUUUGUAUGUCCACUGUUCAUGUUGUGAAGUCUAACUGUAACAUAUCUUGUACAUUUGGAAGGACUUAAAUGCCACGCUAUAUUUAUAGGGACCAACUAGUAUUUUCUACUAGUUGUACUGGGGUGGGUGGGUGUGGGGGGGGUCAGUUCUUCUCUUGGCCCAUGCUUUUCCUUUUUUUGUUUUGCCUCUAACCAGAAUGUCAUUCCCUGAACACAGGAACCUUACUGAAAAAAGAGAAAUAAACACAACUUCUUGAGUGAA